AUGGAGCCCAAUCCUAUGCAAGCAGUCAUCCAAACAGCAGAAGUGCUGGUCGCUUCCACCUGCGAGCACUCACGCAUGCUGAGCGCAGAACAAUUUAACGACAUGAAGAACGACCCCGUCCUAGCAUCCCACCACCUCACCAAGCUCGGCUGCCCAGAAGGUACAUCACUCGACGAUGUCCUCACCAAAACCAAUCCGCAGUACGUCCAGCUUCCCGGUCCCUGCGGCGGUCCCUCCUGCCAGAACAUCGACCCGAUGCUUUGGAAUGCUCGACUGUGCGCGGCAUUUGAGCAAGCCGAAGAGACCGUAAGAGGCAUCCUCACAGCAGACGUCGAGCUUGGAUACGAGUACCACAAUAUCGGUCCAGCAGUGCGAGCCAAAAGUGCAAACGACAAAGUCUGCGAGCUGACUCAUGAACAGUUCGGCAUUGAACGCCGCAGAGUCGACGACGAUCCCUUCUUCGCUCCUCUACGCAAAAUCGUCAACCUUCUCAUGCGGACUGGCGUUCUGCGCAACCCAUCAAUGAUCAAGCCGCCGGUCGUCAAAGUCUUGCUUCAUACAUUGAGCAGCAUGCGUGCCAAUGUCGCGGUUCUCUCCGCUUUGGACGAUGAUCUGGCAACAGGGGUGCAGUAUCUGCAGCAAGUUGAGCUCAAUGGCGAUUUCAAGGUGCAGCAGAACCACUUCCCUAGCAAAGUCCCUGGUGGACAGCUGAAGAGGGCGAACAAGAGCAUCCUUCCCACAAUGCUUUUCGAGCAGGCGGUGAGGUGGAAGUGGCGUGCACGGAUCUAUGGGUUACUUCAGUUCCUUGGUCAACAACCUCACAUACUCGUCUGUCGAAACACUAGAUAG
Molecule: messenger RNA, 849 nt
Organism: Fulvia fulva
Lineage: Eukaryota; Fungi; Ascomycota; Dothideomycetes; Mycosphaerellales; Mycosphaerellaceae
Exons: 1
Coding region: 1-849 (282 amino acids)
Source: RefSeq, a predicted model, not a curated record